AAAGAUACAGACAGAGACUAAAAGGGGAGAGAGAGAGAGAGACAGACAGAGAGAGAGAUAGAGAGAGAGAGAGAGAGCGCUCCUGAGCAGGCAACCUGUAUGAACGCAGCUGGACUCUACUGUUUUACACAAUAUGAAGUGUCCAAGUACAGCACAGUAGAUCUGUAGUUUUGACAUGGCCGACAGCAUGAACCAGACAACCACCCAUCAAGCCGUGGGCAGCGAUGGCACUACUUCCCACUAUAUCAAUGCCACCUCCUGGAGGAACAGCACCAGUGUCAGCGGUGGCUUCCAGUCCCCUUUCUCCCCAGCCAUGGACAUGGCCAUCAGCGUCAUCACCAUCAUCAUCCUCUUCAUCACCAUGGUGUCGCUGGGCUGCACCAUGGAGAUCGCCAAGAUCAAGGCCCACAUCCUGCGGCCCAAAGGGGUGGCCAUCGCCGUGGUGGCGCAGUUCGGCAUCAUGCCGCUGACGGCGUUCAGCCUGGCGAAGGCCCUCCAGCUGAACCCCAUCGAAGCCGUCACCGUGCUUAUCUGCGGAUGCUGUCCUGGGGGGAAUCUCUCCAACAUUUUUGCUCUGGCUUUGCAGGGCGACAUGAACCUCAGCAUCGUGAUGACCACGUGCUCCACAGUGUUGGCACUGGUCAUGAUGCCCAUCCUGCUGUACCUGUACUGCAAGGGCUUUGCGCUGGAGAACGCGGUGCCCUACAAGGGCAUCGUCAUCGCUCUUCUCAUGACGUUGGUGCCCUGUGGGGUGGGCAUCGCCAUCAACCACUGGAUCCCUCGCUGGUCCAAGACGAUCAUUAAGAUUGGCCUCAGCAUUCUUCUGAUCGCCUCUAUCGCCAUUGGCGUCAUGUCGGGCAUCACCAUAGGAACGAGUGUGUGGGUGGUGCUCUCGCCCAAACUCAUGGUCGCCGCCUGCCUCAUGCCACUGAUUGGCUAUCUCCUGGGAUUCGUCAUGUCCGGCCUCUGCAAACUAAACGGACAGUGUCAAAGGACCAUUGCCGUGGAGACUGGUUGCCAGAACAUCCAGCUGUGCUCCACCAUUUUGAAAGUGGCCUUCCUCCCUGAAGUGAUCGGGCCGCUCUACCUCUUCCCCCUACUGUACAUCGUCUUCCAGGGAGGGGAGGCCCUUCUGCUGGUCCUCGUCUACAGAUGCUAUCGAAUGUUCCACCCACCAGCUGAAAAACCUUCAUAUUGGGCCGUAAACGGUAAUGUUGAAGCUGUGAAAGUCCCUGCUUGCUGAUGAGAGGACCACUGCACUAUCUGAAAAAGGGAACCAGACGUCACCAUCCAUUCCAUCCAACUGUUCCGCUACAAUGUUCUAUCACACAGAGAUGAGCCCACUUCUGUCAAUCCAACUGUUCCAUCUCGGCCAGACAGAUAUGACUUCACUCCUGUCCAUUCUGAAAGUUCCACCACAGCCAGACACAACCUCUUUAAAGGUGUGUUUCACACACACACACAGAGUGGGUAUAGGCUACACCCAACCCGAACUCCGAAUCCAGUGCAAUGCUGCUGACUCCUGCAUGGACACCGUGACAAGAGGAUAUGUCACAAAACCCGACCAAUCAGAACUGACAGCUGCUUCAAAUCCAUGGUAUUCUGAACCAUAGCCAACGAGAAGCACACGGAGAGCAUGAUUACACAGAGUUAGACUCAGACUCUUACUGCUCAACUCACGAUUAUGAAGCCUGAGAAAGCAAAUUCACUUGUGCACAAUUAACCUACAUACUGAUGACUGAUCCCCAUCCAGUGGUGAUGGAAAGGCUAUGUCUAUGCACUUAGAGGGCCCUACUACAAUGCAAGAUCUGCUGAGAACGAAGCCACAGGUCUGUAUAAAUGUGGCUUAUAAAGGCAAACAGGUGUAAACAUUCUAUAUGGUAAUCUUUAAACCAUAACAAAUUGUGAGCAAAAGGGCAAUUGCCAGAACUUUUGCCAUUGCCUCUUUAGGAUUUUGCUCAACAGAAAGCACAAUCUGAGUCAGAUUCAUUGAGUUGAUGCUGGCUAGCCUAGUUUUUUUGUGUAGCCUACA
Molecule: messenger RNA, 2032 nt
Organism: Sardina pilchardus (European sardine)
Lineage: Eukaryota; Metazoa; Chordata; Actinopteri; Clupeiformes; Clupeidae
Product: hepatic sodium/bile acid cotransporter-like
Exons: 6
Coding region: 176-1243 (355 amino acids)
Biological process (GO): bile acid and bile salt transport
Cellular component (GO): membrane
Molecular function (GO): bile acid:sodium symporter activity
Source: RefSeq, a predicted model, not a curated record